Molecule: messenger RNA, 1275 nt
Organism: Physeter macrocephalus (sperm whale)
Lineage: Eukaryota; Metazoa; Chordata; Mammalia; Artiodactyla; Physeteridae
Product: tetratricopeptide repeat protein 21A-like
Exons: 7
Coding region: 1-1275 (424 amino acids)
Biological process (GO): intraciliary retrograde transport; protein localization to cilium
Cellular component (GO): intraciliary transport particle A
Molecular function (GO): protein binding
Source: RefSeq, a predicted model, not a curated record
AUGGCCACGGUCGGCUCGGGCGCCGGUGCCCGGGACCACGGCGCCACCAGCGCGUACUCGCCCUCUCGGCGCUCGACUACCCGCGCCUUGUCACGUGGGUGCCUGGCCACGCCCACCCUUACUCUGACGCCCUUAGAGAGCGGCCGGCUGCUCCGUUUCCAAGGACGCGCGCGCCUCCAACAGCAGGCCGCGAGAGGAGCGACCGGGACCCUGACUCGGGAAUCCCGCUCCGCGAGGCACCACCAGACCCGGACUCGGAGCCGCGGGUGCCCGGAGAUGAGCAUCAAUGACUCCUCCCUUAUGGCUGGGAUCAUUUAUUACAGCCAAGAAAAGUACUUCCGCCAUGUGCAGCAGGCCGCGGCCGUGGGCCUGGAAAAAUUCAGCAGUGACCCAGUGCUGCAGUUCUUUAAAGCCUAUGGAGUCCUCAGGGAAGAGCACAUCCAGGAUGCCAUCAGCAGCCUAGAGAGCAUCCAGAAUCACCCCGACGUGUCCCUGUGCUCCGUCAUGGCUCUCAUUUAUGCUCACAAGUGCUGUGAAACCAUCGACCGAGAAGCGAUUCAGGAACUUGAGAGCAGCCUGAAGGAAAUCCGCAAGACAGCCAGCGGGACUGCCCUGUACUAUGCCGGCCUCUUCCUCUGGCUCAUGGGCCGCCAUGACAAGGCCAAGGAAUACAUUGACCGCACGUUGAAGGUCUCCAGCAGCUCCAGAGAGGGCUACGUGCUCAGAGGCUGGGUGGACCUCAGCUCAGACAAACCCCACACGGUGAAGAAGUCCAUCAAGUACCUGGAGCAUGGCAUUCAGGACACCAAAGAUGUUCUGGGGCUGAUGGGAAAGGCAACGUACUUCAUGAUGCUGCAGAACUACUCGGGGGCUCUGGAGGUGGUGAACCAGAUCACCGUCACCUGGGGCAGUUUCCUGCCGGCCUGGGUCCUAAAGAUGCGGCUGUUCUUGGCUCGGCAGGACUGGGAGCGGACGGUAGAAACGGGACACAGAAUCCUAGAAAAAGAUGAAAGCAAUAUUGAUGCCUGCCAAAUUCUAGCUGUGUAUGAGCUUGCAAGAGAAGGAAACAUAACCACAGUAAGUUCUUUCAAGACUCAGAAGUUACUCCUUGAAACCAACACAGCCAAGGAGGGACCCCUCACAGCCCCUCCACCCUCAAGGCAUUGGAGGGGGCUCCCUGGUUCUCAGCUCCCUGCCCCCUCCUCCAUACUCCCUGCCAGGGAGGUCUGCUCUGGUUUGGUCUUUGAGCCACACAGUUCCAAAGGCCAGCAGUGA